AUGGAGGCUGAUGCAAGUAAGUGUAAGACUCUGACAAGAAACUGCCUGUUUCGCUUCUAAAAUUAUGAUUUACUGACGAGGAGUCGCCUCCAUAAAGUAGAUGGACGCUGUACACAUUAAACCGCAGCGGUAAAUCGCACUUACGGAAGGUGCCGGCGCAGUCAUGAGCGAGGAGGACGCUCCGGCCUCGGCCAGUAAGGACAAAGACUCCACUCUGCUGCUCACCAAGGACGGGCAGCGCUACUACGUGAGUAAAAGCGGCGUGGUGGACAGCAGGAACGUGACCACGCCGCACGAGCCGGACAACAACGCGUCCUCCUACGACAUGGACGACGCGGACGAGGAGAGCGACGUGGUGGACGCCUCCGACCCGAGGGACGGCGCCGCCAGCCCGGAGGAGCCCAACGACGAGGAGGCGUCGGAGGGCGACAACGCCCCCAAGCAGUGCAUCUACGAGGGCUGCACGCAGACCACCACGCAGGUGGCCAAGCAGAGGAAGCCCUGGAUGUGCAAGAAGCACCGCAACAAGAUGUACAAGGACAAGUACAAGAAGAAGAAGAGCGACCAGGCCAUGUCCAGCGGAAAAGUAGACGAAAACUCAGAGGAGCGACCUGUGUCGGUGAACAAACAGCGCCUGGGGGCCAUGGGCGACCGUCCAGCCAGACCGUCCUUGAUAGAGCAGGUCCUCAACCAAAAAAGACUGUCGUUGCUCCGGAGUCCGGAGGUGAUCAGCUUCCUGCAGCAGCAGCAGCAGCUCCUGGCCGCGCAGAGCCGCAGCCAAUCACAGCAGCAGUUUCAGGGCUGCUGACGCUUUUCGCACGGUUGUGUGUGUUGAGAAACAGGAAAGAAGCAUCUGAUGCAUGGAGCGCACGCUGUACCCGUUUUUAAAGAUGUGGGAAUGAACUAAAGCUGGGAUUUUUCAAAGUAGCAUGUCAAGUCAUGCCUGGUGCUGUUUGGAGAUAGAUUUUUUUAAAGUGUUUGUUUUUUUUUCACAUAAUGAAAUUUUACAUCAUAAUUGCACUAAAUUGUAGUUUUUAAUAUCAAUUUUUUGGAUUUUCGAUUGUUCUAAGAUUGUGUGUCAUGAUGUAUUUUAUGUGUUUCAUCCCCAAAAUAACCUCCAUUGGAUUUUUAUUGCUUCAGAAAGAUACUUCAUUUACCUCUAGUCAGUUUUGUGUUUUAUUGUUAUUUAAGCCUGUUUUCUCUUCAUUAUGAAUUGAAUACCCCCCACUGGGUUUUUUUACUUUUUUCUGGAAGUGUGGUUACAUGUGACAAUCAUUUGUGUACUUUGUCUUUGCAGUCGAACUGAGCUUUUAAAGUUUGUCUUUAACACAUUAUUUUAUACAGUGGAUAUAAAGAGUCUGCACACCGCUGUUGAAAUGCCAGGUUUUCGUGAUGUAAAUCAUUAAAGGGGGGAAAAGUUUGUGAAAUUAUUUGUCUCGCUGUUACUUUUUUUACAUCAUGAGAACCUCGCAUUUCAGCAAGUACAGAAGACUUUUUAUAUCUACUGUAUGUCUGUUUAUUCAAAGCAGCUGGUUAAAUAGUUCAGAGGAGAGAAGUCAUUGAACGGUGUCCCUGUGUUUGAGGUGUACUGCUGUGACCGAGAUUUAAAAUAAAGGUACUCGCAUU
This is a messenger RNA of Salarias fasciatus (jewelled blenny), 1626 nucleotides long. RefSeq names its product regulatory factor X-associated protein (gene rfxap). Gene Ontology annotation, biological process: regulation of transcription by RNA polymerase II. Lineage: Eukaryota; Metazoa; Chordata; Actinopteri; Blenniiformes; Blenniidae. The record is from RefSeq and is a predicted model, not a curated record. Gene Ontology annotation, cellular component: nucleus. The coding region runs from base 164 to 808 and encodes 214 amino acids. The transcript has 3 exons.